Molecule: messenger RNA, 537 nt
Organism: Hydractinia symbiolongicarpus
Lineage: Eukaryota; Metazoa; Cnidaria; Hydrozoa; Anthoathecata; Hydractiniidae
Product: putative nuclease HARBI1
Exons: 1
Coding region: 1-537 (178 amino acids)
Source: RefSeq, a predicted model, not a curated record
AUGACAGCAAACACUUUUGGCCUGCACAUAUCUACGGUGUCAAAAGUCAUAAGAGAUGUUUGUAACUGCAUAACUUACAAGCUUGGGCCAAAAUACAUAGCCCUGCCAAAAACGAAAGAAGAGAUGCUUGAAAAAGUAGGAGAAUUUGAGGCCAAAUUUAAAUUGACGCAAGCUUUUGGCUGCAUAGAUGGCACCCACGUACAAAUUUUACGACCUAGUGAACAUUCACAAGAUUAUUUUUCUUACAAAAUGUAUUUUUCUCUUAACGUUCAGGCAGUAUGCGAUUUCCGUGGCUAUUUCAUGGAUGUUGAUUGUAGGUGGCCAGGCAGUGCACAUGACGCGAAGGUGUUCGCCAACUCAAAUAUUGCUGCUAAACUUAAAGAUGAGAAAAUACCCAUUACUUAUGAGGACAUCCUGCCAGGCCGAGCCAAAGUUCCAAACUAUUUGAUUGGUGACCCUGCAUACCCCUUGACACCGUACUGUAUGAAAGAGUACCAUAGUUGUUCAACAAAUGCUCAAGUGUUAUUUAACAACUAG